Tachysurus fulvidraco (yellow catfish) is the source of this 2701-nucleotide messenger RNA. Its product is annotated as NLR family CARD domain-containing protein 3-like. Bases 342 to 2594 code for a protein of 750 amino acids. NCBI's taxonomy places the organism in Eukaryota, Metazoa, Chordata, Actinopteri, Siluriformes, Bagridae. The transcript is spliced from 7 exons. The record is from RefSeq and is a predicted model, not a curated record.
CAACGCGUCUGUUCAGUGUAAACGAUGACGGAGCGAUUCUUACCCAAACAAUACAGCGCUAGCUAACGGGUCUCGUGGCUGUGUUUCGUAUUGACAAGUAGUGCACUAGGUAGGUCACUAGAACGCUGUUUGUGCACCACAAAUCAAGUGCGCUUAAAUAGGGAGGAUGGAGCGGUUUGAGCUUCGGCCCUAGGCGACUAUGUUCUUGUUAUUCUUUCGCUGACUAAAUCAUAUAAACGACAUGAAAUGUAACACCGUUGUAACUUAACACCGCUAAUACACCACAUAUCUGUAAACUCCAGAGUAAGAGAUCAGAAUCACCAACACACAGCUGUAUCUCCAUGAUGGGUGAUCAGUCUAUGGAGCCUCCUCUGAGGUUUAAAGAUGGAGACUCAUCACUUCUACACAGUAAACAACAGAGUAAGAGAUCAGAAUCACCAACACACAGCUGUAUCUCCAUGAUGGGUGAUCAGUCUAUCGAGGUUCCUCUGAGGUUUAAAGAUGGAGACUCAUCACUUCUACACAGUAAACCCAAGAGUAAGAGAUCAGAAUCACCAACACACAGCUGUAUCUCUAUGAAGAGUGAUGUGUCUAUUUCGAUUCCUAUUAACUUUAAAGAUGGAGACUCAUCACUUCUACAAAGUAAACUCCAGGGAAAGAGAUCAGAAUCACCAACACACAGCUGUAUCUCCAUGAAGAGUCAUGAGCCUAUGGAUCAUCAUCUGGAGGUUAAAGCUGUAGACUCCUCACUUCUACACAGGUACGACCCAGAAUCUGCUGGUGGAAAUGAAUUCCAGAAAAAGUUCAAAUUAAAUCUGAUGAAGAAGUUUCAGUGUUUGAAUGGAGUGAUAAUAAACCUGGGAACCCAAACACUCCUGAAUGAGAUCUACACAGAGCUCUACAUCACAGAGGGAGACAGUGGACAAGUCAAUAAUGAACAUGAGGUGAGACAGAUGGAGGCAGCAUCCAGGAGAAGAACAACAGAGGAAACACCAAUCAAAUGCAAUGACAUCUUUAAGCCUUUAUCUAAACAAGACAAACCCAUCAGAACUGUGCUGACAAAUACAUCAUCUAAACAAGACAAACCCAUCAGAACUGUGCUGACAAAGGGAGUCGCUGGCAUCGGAAAAACCGUCUCUGUGCAGAAGUUCAUUGUGGACUGGGCUGAAGGGAAAGUAAAUCAGGACGUCCACCUCAUAUUUCCACUUCCUUUCAGAGAGCUGAACUUGAUGAAGGACCAGAAACUGAGCCUGAUGGAGCUUCUUCAUGUGUUUUUUAAGGAAACAAAAGAAACAGAAACGUCCAGUUUGGAAAAGGUUCUGUUCAUUUUUGACGGAUUGGACGAGUGUCGUUUUCCUCUAGAUUUCCAGAACACAGUGAGAGUGUGUGAUGUAACUGAAUCAGCAUCAGUGCCUGUGCUGCUGAUAAACCUGAUCAAAGGGAAUCUGCUUCCCUCUGCUCUCAUCUGGAUCACCUCCAGACCUGCAGCAGCUGAUCAAAUCCCCUCUGAGUGUGUGGAUCGAGUCACAGAGGUACGAGGGUUCAAUGACCCACAGAAGGAGGAGUACUUCAGGAAGAGGAUCAGUGAUCAGAGCCUGGCCAAUAACAUCAUCACACACCUGAAGUCAUUAAGAAGCCUCUACAUCAUGUGUCACAUCCCAGUCUUCUGCUGGAUUACAGCCACUGUUCUAGAGAGAAUGUUGGGUGAAGCAGAGAGUGGAGAGAUCCCCAAGACUCUGACUCAAAUGUACACACACUUCCUCAUCAUUCAGACAAACAUCAUAAGAGAAAAAUACUCAAAGAAGCAGGAGAGUGAUGAAGAAAUGCUUCUUAAACUGGGACAACUGGCUUUUCAGCAGCUGAAGAAAGGGAACCUGAUCUUCUAUGAUGAAGACCUGAGAGAGUGUGGUAUUGAUGUGAGAGAAGCAGCAGUGUACUCAGGUGUGUGUACUCAGAUCUUCAGAGAGGAGUUUGGGCUUCACCACAGUAAAGUGUACUGCUUUGUUCAUCUGAGCAUUCAGGAGCAUCUCGCAGCUCUGUAUGUGCACCUGACCUUCAUGAAGGAGAAGAGAAAUGUUCUUAAACAGAAUCAGGGUUAUAACAGGUGGAUGGAAGAAAACACAAUCUCAGGUGUACACAACAGUGCUGUAGAUCAGACUUUACACAGUCAGACUGGACAUCUGGAUCUUUUCCUUCGCUUUCUUCUGGGUCUCUCACUGGAGUCCAAUCAGAAACUCUUACAUGUUUUAGUAACACAGACAGGAAGUAACCCUCAGAGCACACAGGAAACAGUUCAGUACAUAAAGAAGAAGAUAAGUGAAGGUCUUCCUACAGAGAAAUCCAUCAAUCUGUUCCACUGUCUGAAUGAACUGGGUGAUGAUUCUCUAGUGGAGGAAAUCCAACAUUACCUGAAAUCUGGAAAACAAAGUGAACUUUCUUCUUCACAGCUUUCUGCUCUGGUGUUUGUGUUACUGACAUCAGCACAGGAGCUGGAUGAGUUUGACCAGAGUAAAUAUUUCAGUACAGAUAAGAUAACAGAAGAUGUUGUUCUGAAGAUGAUGCCUGUGAUUACAGCAUCCAGUAAAGCAAUGUAAGUAAAUGUGAAUAUAACUGUUCUACUGUUACAGUGUUAGAGAGAAACUGAACACACUCUAAUAUGGACUUUGGGAUGUUCUGACCUGAAGGUGAUACAGAGUGGAGU